AUGUUCAGUUUUCGAAAAAGGGGAUUGGGCACUCAGAGACUGCAGUUGUUGCUUCUGCUCUUCGCAAUCUGGGAGGCUGGGAGCGGCCAGGUCCACUACUCGGUCCCCGAGGAGGUCAAACACGGCACUUUCGUGGGCCGCAUCGCCCAGGACCUGGGGCUGGAGCUGGAGGAGCUGGUGCCGCGCCUGUUCCGGGUAGCAUCCAAAGGCAGUGGGGACCUUCUGGAGAUAAAUCUGCAGAAUGGCAUUUUGUUUGUGAAUUCUCGGAUCGACCGCGAGGAGCUGUGCGGACGGAGCCUGGAGUGCAGCAUCCACCUGGAGGUGAUCGUGGAGAGGCCGCUGCAAGUUUUUCAUGUGGAGGUGAAGGUUAAAGAUAUUAAUGACAAUCCGCCAGAGUUCUCUGGAAGAGAACAAAAGCUGCUGAUUUCUGAAUCUAAGCAACCUGACUCACACUUUCCUCUAGAGGGCGCUUCUGAUGCAGAUAUAGGAGAGAAUGCUCUAUUGACCUACAGACUAAGUCAAAAUGAAUAUUUUUCCUUAGAAAUACCAACAAAUAGUAAGCAGACUAAUAGACUGUCUCUUAUAUUAAAGAGGUCUCUGGAUAGAGAGAAAAUUCCGGAAGUUAGUUUGCUACUGACGGCCGCAGACAGGGGGAAACCGGAGCUCACUGGCACUGUUCAGCUUUUAAUCCACGUCUUGGAUAUUAACGACAAUGAUCCAGAAUUUGAGCAAUCAGAAUAUAAAGUGAGAUUGAUGGAAAACGCAGCUAAAGAAACUUUUAUGAUUAAGUUAAAUGCUACAGAUCCAGAUGAAGGAGUCAAUGGGGAGGUAACAUACUCCUUGAUAUCGAUUAAGCCCAAUAGAAAACGCUUAUUUACAAUAGAUGAAAAUAAUGGAGAGGUGAGGGUCAAUGGAAUUUUAGAUUAUGAAGAAAACACGUUUUAUGAAAUUGAAGUACAGGCCAAAGAUAAGGGAAAUCCCCCAAUGUCAGGUCACUGUACACUCUGGGUAGAAAUCAUAGAUGUCAAUGAUAACGCUCCUGAAGUCACCGUGACUUCCCUGUCUCUCCCAGUACGAGAGGACACUCAGCCUAGCACCGUCAUUGCUUUGAUUAGGGUAUUCGACCGCGACUCUGGUGCCAACGGAGAGGUGACCUGUUUUCUAACGUCCAACGUUCCCUUCAAGAUAAUGUCCACGUUCAAAAACUAUUAUUCACUGGUGCUGGACAGCGCCCUGGACCGCGAGAGUGUGUCCAUCUAUGACUUGGUGGUGACAGGACGAGACGGGGGGUCGCCUUCGUUGUCGGCCACCGCCAGCGUGUCCGUGGAGGUGGCUGACGUGAACGACAACGCGCCGGUAUUCGCGCAGCCCGAGUACACGGUGUUCGUGAAGGAGAACAACCCGCCCGGCUGCCACAUCUUCACGGUGUCUGCGCGGGACGCGGACGCGCAGGAGAACGCGCUGGUGUCCUACUCGCUGGUGGAGCGGCGCGUGGGCGAGCGUGCGCUGUCGAGCUACGUGUCGGUGCACGCGGAGAGCGGCAAGGUGUACGCGCUGCAGCCCCUGGACCACGAAGAGGUGGAGCUGCUGCAGUUCCAGGUGAGCGCGCGCGACGCGGGCGUGCCAUCUCUGGGCAGCAACGUGACGCUGCAGGUGUUCGUGCUGGACGAGAACGACAACGCGCCCGCGCUGCUGCCACUUGGAUCUCGCGGCGGGGGCGACGCGGUGAGCCAGCCUGUGGCGCGUUCUGUGGGCGCCGGCCACGUGGUGGCGAAGGUGCGCGCGGUGGACGCGGACUCCGGCUACAACGCGUGGCUGUCUUACGAGCUGCAGCUGGAGGCGGGGGGCGCUCACAGCCCGUUCCGCGUGGGGCUGUACACCGGCAAGAUCAGCACGACGCGCGCCCUGGACGAGGCGGACGCGCCGCGCCAGCGCCUGCUGGUGCUGGUGAAGGACCACGGCGAGCCAGCGCUGGCGUCCACCGCCACUGUGCUGCUGUCGCUAGUGGACAGUGGCCAGGCGCCGAAGACACCGUUGCGGAUGUCUGUGGGGGCCACGGGCCCAGAGGCAGCGCUGGUGGAUGUGAACGUGUAUCUGAUCAUCGCUAUCUGCGCAGUGUCCAGCCUGUUGGUGCUCACGCUGCUGCUGUACACGGCGCUGCGGUGCUCGGUGCCGCCCACUGAGGGCGCUUGCGGGCCGCUGAAGCCCACGCUGGUGUGCACCAGCGCGGUGGGGAGCUGGUCGUGCUCGCAGCAAAGGCGACAGAGGGUGUGCUCUGGGGAGGGCCCACCCAAGAGGGUAUGCUCUGGGGAGGGCCCACCCAAGACGGACCUCAUGGCCUUCAGCCCCAGUCUUCCUCCGGGUCUGGAUAGAGAAGAUGUAGGGGAGAGGCAGGAGGCAGGAUCAAAUCAUUCUGGGCAGGUGAGUAAUAUAGAUACCCUCGCUUUUGAAGUUUAA
This is a messenger RNA of Pteropus alecto (black flying fox), 2457 nucleotides long. Its product is annotated as protocadherin alpha-11-like. The record is from RefSeq and is a predicted model, not a curated record. NCBI's taxonomy places the organism in Eukaryota, Metazoa, Chordata, Mammalia, Chiroptera, Pteropodidae. Gene Ontology annotation, biological process: homophilic cell-cell adhesion. Gene Ontology annotation, molecular function: calcium ion binding. Bases 1 to 2457 code for a protein of 818 amino acids. Gene Ontology annotation, cellular component: plasma membrane. The transcript has a single exon.